Messenger RNA from Cokeromyces recurvatus, 1175 nucleotides. Its product is annotated as Rhodanese-like domain-containing protein. Gene Ontology annotation, molecular function: thiosulfate-cyanide sulfurtransferase activity. Bases 33 to 956 code for a protein of 307 amino acids. NCBI's taxonomy places the organism in Eukaryota, Fungi, Mucoromycota, Mucoromycetes, Mucorales, Mucoraceae. Gene Ontology annotation, biological process: transsulfuration. Gene Ontology annotation, cellular component: mitochondrion. The record is from RefSeq and is a predicted model, not a curated record. The transcript is spliced from 4 exons.
UUUUUGUGUAUCUUAUAUAUAUAUAUAUAUGUAUGUAUGUAUGUAUAGGAAUGACACCACAGAAACGCAUGUACGGAAGUUUAAUGACGCCUAAUGAGUUGAAAUCAGCAAUGGGCACCGUCAAAAUAUUAGAUGGUUCAUGGCACAUGCCAAAUGCACAUCGAGAUCCCUAUAAAGAAUAUUUGGAAAAAAGAAUUCCAGGCAGUCAAUUCUUUGGUAUUGAUACAAUUAAGGAUACCUCAGUUGAUCUUCCUCAUAUGCUCCCUCCUCCUGCGGUCUUUGCUGAAGCUAUUGGUAAUAUGGGUAUUAGUCAGGAUGAUCAUGUUGUUGUGUAUGAUACAGCUGGAGUAUUUUCUGCUUGUAGAGUCUAUUGGACAUUUAAGGCUUUUGGACAUGAUACAGUUUCUGUCUUGAACGGCGGAUUGCCUCUAUGGGAAAAAAUAGGUGGCUCAAUCGAAAGAGGCAAACCUUCAGCUGUUGAACCUAAACACUAUUUAGUACCAAAGAUCAACAAGAAUCUUGUACGCGAUUAUCAAACUGUAUUAGCCACUGGACGUGCAGUAUUACAAGAAGAAUUGACAACAACAAUGAAUUAUAAGGACGGAAUGAGAGCACAGAUUCUAGACGCACGUCCCUAUCCUCGUUUUACAGGUGAAGCACCUGAGCCACGCGAAGGUUUGAGCUCUGGACAUAUGCCGGGCUCUAUUAGCAUCCCAUUUAACGAAGUUAUAAAUACAGCAACAGGCGAAAUGUUAGAUAAUGAUCAAUUACUUCAAGCAUUUGAAGGAAAAGGAGUUGAUCUUUCAAAGGAAAUUAUAACAAGCUGUGGAAGUGGCAUUACUGCUUCUAUUCUUUAUUUAGCGUUGGAAAGAAUUGGUGCUAAACAUUUAGCUGUUUACGAUGGUAGUUGGACUGAAUAUGCGUCAAAGGAAGAUGCAAUCAUUAUUAAGGAUUAAUUUUGAAAGAUUUUAUAAAUAAGCUUUCAUGUUUAUCCAUUUUCAAAAAAUACAUUUGAAACAUAAAAAAAAAAACAAAAAACAAAAGCAGCGAUUGCUGUGUAUAUAAAAGAAGUAUGCAAAUUUAUUAUUACCUUCAUUUUAUUACUAUUAUUAUUAUUCAACCAUAUUAUUAAACGAUGCCUGUUAAUUCUAUCAAGCCAGUCGAUUUAUCUGGCG